Messenger RNA from Melopsittacus undulatus (budgerigar), 979 nucleotides. RefSeq names its product N-terminal glutamine amidase 1 (gene NTAQ1). The transcript is spliced from 6 exons. NCBI's taxonomy places the organism in Eukaryota, Metazoa, Chordata, Aves, Psittaciformes, Psittaculidae. The record is from RefSeq and is a predicted model, not a curated record. Gene Ontology annotation, cellular component: nucleus; cytosol. Gene Ontology annotation, molecular function: protein-N-terminal asparagine amidohydrolase activity; protein-N-terminal glutamine amidohydrolase activity. The coding region runs from base 182 to 814 and encodes 210 amino acids.
CAAGCAGCACCCGUUGCUCUCCGCUCCUUCCGCCUCACGCUGAGGGGCCGCGGUGCGCGGGGAACACCUGAGGUGGAGCCGCCAUGGCGGAGCCGCCGUGCGGCCGCGUCCCCGCAGUGAAGCCGUAGCUGGUGGCGCCCGCCGCUUCCUGCGCCGCUCUCAUACCCAGUCGGGGCCGGCCAUGGCCCGGCCCGCGGCUGCCUACGAACCGGCGGUGCCGGCCCGCCCUGCCUGCGCCUACACCAGUUGCUACUGUGAAGAAAACGUUUGGAAGCUUUGCGAGUACAUCAGGAGUCAGGAUCAGUACCCGUUAGAAGAGUUUUACGCUGUUUUCAUAUCCAAUGAUAGGAGGAUGAUUCCACUGUGGAAGCAGAAAUCAGGACAUGGAGAUGCGCCUGUUGUCUGGGACUACCAUGUCAUUCUACUUCACGUUUCCAGCGGGGAGCAGAACUUCAUUUAUGAUCUUGACACAGUGUUGCCAUUCCCAUGUCCCUUUGACAUGUAUAGUGUGGAGGCUUUUAGGUUGGAUGACAGCCUUCAUCCGGAAUUUCACAGGAAAAUCCGAAUGAUUCGAGCAGAUUUGUACUUGAAGACUUUUGCUUCAGACAGGUCUCAUAUGAAAGAUGCAAAUGGGAAAUGGCACAAACCUCCUCCUUCAUACCCUUGUAUUGAAACUGCAGACUCCAAGAUGAACUUAGAUGAUUUCAUCAGUAUGAAUCCCAAAGUGGGAUGGGGCUCAGUGUUUCCCCUUCCAGACUUCGUACAUCGAUUUGGCAGACAGACUGACUACAGCUAUUCUUCGGAAGGACAGUGAAGUGAACAAUGGUCUUCUCUCCGCUUCUGUUCUCAGUGUUUUGCUGCUUUUAUGUUCUAUUUAUGGUUUACAUUUCUGUACAUGGAGUAAGUAUUUGGGAAGGUAGAAUACCCCAUCAAAAAUAUCAUGAACUGAAUAAAACCUUUUAUUUUUAUUACGUAAGAA